This is a messenger RNA of Culex quinquefasciatus (southern house mosquito), 710 nucleotides long. RefSeq lists its product as uncharacterized. The record is from RefSeq and is a predicted model, not a curated record. The coding region runs from base 57 to 710 and encodes 217 amino acids. The transcript is spliced from 2 exons. Lineage: Eukaryota; Metazoa; Arthropoda; Insecta; Diptera; Culicidae.
CGUGGUUCCAACCGCCACUAGUGGUCAAGUUCGUGUAAAGUGUGCAUUGUGUGAAAAUGAAAAGUGUGGUGUACUUUGUGGCGCUGAUCCUGGGCUGUUACGGCCAGGAUGACUUUCAAGGGUACAACUACCCAAAGCCGAGCUGUCCGCUGCCGUUGCCCGUUACGGAAACGGAAACCGCGACCAUCACGAAAGUCUUCAGCACCGAUGCCACCGUCUACCAAACACAGAUCCUGACCAACAGCGUGACAGUUCCAGUGUACUUCACCUCAACCGUUGUCCGGGAACGCCUGAUCACGUCCUACUCCACGGUGGUAUCUCCGGUGACGCAGUACCAAACGGACUACCGAACCGUUUACAUCACGCCGAGUCCCGUGACGCUAGUCAACACCGUUACGGCAACCGUACAAGCCAGUUGCAUCGCUACCCAGGACGACAGUGUUGCCAACACGUACCUCCCACCGGACAACAGUGGCCAGAUUGCCAACGUGGAUGACUACAAGCAGUCCGUGGAAAACACUUAUUUACCUCCUCCGCCGACGGGAGGCGAUUAUAGUGGCAACAGCGGUUCUGGAAAUGUGCUCAACCUCGGCACCGGUGAUACUGGUAGUGCGUUCAGGCGUAGCGUUGCCGGCAGCAGCUUCAACCCGAACGAUACGCGUAGAGCGCGGUAUGUGCUCAGUUUGGGCGCGUUGCCUCCGCGGUUUUGA